AAAAACGUUUAUAAACCGUUACUGCCUCCAUUUUACAACCACAAACGGUGGCCAUAAUCAACGGCCGCAGGACAAUUUUCUUAAAUUAAACCCAAUAAAAAACCUAAAAAUAGCGCCUACAGCUGGUAUGUGGACCAAUAAACACCAUAUACGCACGCAGGUGGCAUUUCGUUAACUUUUUUAUUCAUAUUUAUUCAGGUAAUAGUUUUGUAAAUCGUCCUUGGCUUGCGAAACUUACGCCCCCGCGGCAUAUAAUCAUUAACCGAUUAAGCCUCCCUUUCUUUCUAACUAAAGCUCGGUAAGUGUGAACGGGAUGAGAGAUUAAAGUUGUAAUGAAGUGUGUUGACUGUUGUCUCCAGCCAGUCUCAGGCGGCAGCGCGCGCGCCGCGGUCGCUACCACGACGCGCUAUUUCGAAAUUAACGAAUUGACGCGUUCGAAUAACGAAUUUUCAACGAAGUUUAUCGAUGUGUGUGAUUGUGUUUUGUUUUAAGUUUGAAACAUCGAUAAAGUCAAGUGUGUAAUGUGAAAUCAGUGCUUAACAAAAAUGGUCAUGGAAUCCCCGCUGCAAGGCCGCUUCUGGCCCCUCUCUCCACGUCUCUGGAGGCGAAGUACGGAGUGCAAAGUCGUCUUCGAGCCUAGAAGACCACCCGUGGACAAACGAAUAGAUCUGACACCCGAUUUGCUGCGUUCGAAGAAUAUCAAAGAGAGAUUGGGGCAUUUGAAUUUGGAAGAACAUAUUGAUGAGGAAAAGAGAUGGAGUGUCUCGAAGCCUCCGUUGAAAGAGAAGAAGGAGGAAGUAAAGAUGAGGGUCAAAAGGCAGAGGCAGCCGCGACCGAACAGUCUGCAGCUGCUGCUGUGUCCGUCCAGCUCGGGGCAUUAUAGCAGCAACACUUGGAGGUACACCAGGGUCAGGUCGAGGAGCCAUGAGCCUGAGGGAGGCGGGCGCGGCGAGGGUCCGCUAGCGCGCGCGAUGCACCCCGCGCCGGGCUCGCCCAAGCGGCAGCCUCCGCAGUCACAGCACGGGUCGGCGCCGGCGGACCAGUUAACAUUAAAGGUCCACCUGCCGAACGGUGGGUUCAACGUUGUCCGGGCGUCGGCCGAUGAGGACGUGCGCUCAGUGCUACGGCUGCUAGCGAGCAGGCUAGCGACCGGCGAGCGAGUAUACGCGUCGUGCUACGCGCUACGGGCGAGGCGGCUGACUACUGGCAAGAUUCGAUGGAUCCACCAAGACACGCCAGUAUCGGAGCUGCUCGCAAAAUGGCCGGCAUCGGAAUGGCGGUUAGAACUGCGCGUGCGUUACCUGCCCGCCAACUUACGUGGCUUAUGCGACUCUGACCGAGUCACGUUCCACUAUUACUACGAUCAGGUGCGACAUGACUACCUCAACGCUAAUCAUCCAAUGGUGGACCAGGAUCUGGCGAUACAAAUAUGUUGUUUAGAAAUAAAAUACUUCUGCAAAGAUAUGCAAAUAUCGUUAGAUAAGAAGUCCAACAUCGAAUACUUGGAGAAGGAGUUCGGGCUGCACAAGUUCCUGCCCAAGUCGGUGCUGGAAGCCAUCAAGCCCAAGGUCCUGAAGAAGGCCAUACAGCAGCAGUUCAAAAAGGUGGCGAACCUGUCAGACACAGAGUGCAUGCUGAAAUAUCUGGAGACCAUGCACACGCACUAUGGCUAUGAUCGGGAGACCUUCACCGGGGCCCUCGGCUCGGGCUGGGCUAUUCCUAUAGAACUCGCCAUUGGACCUGAUAUAGAUAUAUCGUACGUGUCUCACAAGGCGGGCGAGCCGCCGACGUACACCAAGAUCGCUUCAUUCGCCGACAUCGUGGCGGUGCAGACGCUCAAAUCCAACUGUCAGUCGCAGUCGCAAACUACGCAAUCGCAGUCGCAGAGCGGUUCGUCGUGCGGCAAAGCGGCGCUCCAACUGCGAGUGAAGGGCGCCACUGAGACGCUCACUAUCACGUGCAGCAGCGUCGAGGCUGCGGAAAGCUUGGCAGACUUAGUAGACGGGUAUUGCAGACUAGUCACAGAAUCGCAGACCUCGCUAUGGAACAGAACUACUACUGUAUGGAAGUCGCUGAAUUGUCAGUGCAAAACGGAGAUGAGCUCAAGCUCGUCGGAGGGCAAGACCAGCUCGUGGGAGGGGAACACGGCGACGUUGUUGUCAGAGGACUACGCCGAGAUUGUCGACGACGACGCCGACUACUCCACGCCGGCCGUUCGAGACUACGAGUUGGUUCGCAAUCAGAUCGAGCUCACCGGCAUUAUCGGGGAAGGGCAGUUUGGCGACGUACAUAAAGGGACGUGCCGCGUGGCCUCAGCUAACCACCCCUCCCUUCGCCGUCAACUCACUAUACAAAAGCAGCAGGGGAAAGGCUCGGCCGGCGAGUACAUAUUACCGGUCGCCGUGAAAACUUGCAAGUUGGAUGCAGACCUGGAUACAGCAGAAAAGUUUCUGGAAGAGGCUUAUAUAAUGCAGCAGUUUUCUCACCCGCACAUCAUCGGGCUGGUGGGCGUGUGCAGCGCGCCGCCAAUAUGGAUCGUCAUGGAGCUAGCCACCCUAGGCGAACUUAGGGCUUACUUACAACAGAACGCGAGGAGGUUAGAGACGUGUACACUGGUUCUGUACAUAUACCAGCUGUCAACGGCGCUCAGCUAUUUAGAGAGCAAGAAAUUUGUACACCGCGACAUAGCCGCGAGGAACGUGCUGGUUUCAACACCCACCUGUGUCAAGUUGGCGGAUUUCGGUCUGUCAAAAAUGGUGGAGGACAAAUCCUACUACAAGGCGUCGCGCGGGAAACUGCCUAUUAAAUGGAUGGCGCCUGAGUCCAUCAACUUCCGGCGGUUCACUUCCGCCUCCGAUGUUUGGAUGUUCGGCGUGUGCAUGUGGGAGAUCCUGAUGCUCGGCGUGAAGCCGUUCAGCGGCGUGAAGAAUAAUGACGUCAUCGGGAAACUGGAGAACGGGGAACGGCUUGCACUGCCCCCGAGGUGUCCACCGCGGCUCUACUCCGUCAUGUCGCGCUGCUGGGCGUACGAGCCGUCGCAGCGACCGCAGCAGCACCAGCUCAAGGAGACACUCUUUGAGAUUCUGCAAGAGGAGCGCAGCACGGCGUGGGACACGAUGCGGCGCGAGAACCGGCGCGUGGCCGCCGCCUCGUGGGGCGACGAGCCGCCGCCCAAGCCCAGCAGGCCCGCCACCAACCUCACUGCGGCGGAAUCGAGCGGUGUCGGCGCGGCGCCGCAGACAUACAUCGUGGCGCAGAACCCGCUAGUGCUGGCGCACCUGCUGCGCGAGAACCAGGCGCGCGCGCGCGACCCGCAGGCCUACACCACGCCCGCCUCGGUAUUCAACACCGUCGCCGUCGAUUUCCAGGCUCUGCCGGAGGACACCAAACUCAUCAACCCCAAGCCCGACGAGCUCCUAGACAUACCCCUGCAGACCGUCCCGAUCCCCGUCGCGUCGCUGCACAAACUCGACCCCGUCGUGCCCGAAGACACUUUGACCGUUGUCGUCGGCGCGAGGGAGAGCUGCGACAAUCUAUGCCAGAAUAAUGUCCCACCGCCUGAGGAGUCUCCGGAACCGUAUGCGAGUAGGGUUCGCUCGUUAGAACGGAACACUCGAGGGACGUUGUCGACGGCGGAACGGGCGCCUAUCAGAAUGGGUUCCUUAGAACGCAACGCUCGCGGCAGUCUUUCCCAUAGGGGUUCCCCCGUCCCUAUAGCUCCCUUCACGCGCCAGCACUCGGUCCCGGCGUCCCCGCCCCCGAGAAACAGAAGGGAACAGGACAUUGGCCAGUUCUCUGUCCAGGGCUCUUUAAACGCGCAACUAGCCGCCAGUGUUGUCAAUAAGAUGCGGUCGCAGCCCGAUCCGCCUCUAGUCGAGGAAAUCUAUGAUUUUGGGGGCGAUAAUGUCAAAAGUUGCGUCGCUGUCGCCGCCCAAAAGGCGGGUCUAACGAAACAGUACAGACCUUCGAUGGUCGCUUCCCACCCGGUCUCGUACGGCGUGCCGGUUGGAGUCGUCCAAGGCGUCCCGUACUCCCAAAGCCCGGUGAAACCUAGUCACGUGAUGCAAAUGAUGCCGAAGCAGAUGUCUUCGCCUCCUGUAGCUUCUAGUCAGGCGUUUUUCCCUCAACGCUCCGCCAGUCCGUUAUCUCAAACCUUUGUGUCUCAGCCUAUGGGAGUUAUCCCCCCCAUGUCUUACGCGAGCGCGUCCCAGCCUAUUUAUAGCGGCCAUAAUGUGGUGCAAGGGCCUCAGCCGAUGUUGUACCGGCCGCAAGUGUCCGCGCAGACCGCGGGUCAGUACACGGCGAGCGCGGCGUUCGCGCCGCGUCCACACUUUGCGUCGGCGACCAGUGUGGACGCGCAAGCGCUGUACGCGUCGCGGCAGGAAUGCUCGGCGGUCGGCCAACCCGUCCAGAGUCCAGAAUUGGACACCGAGCAAGCGGUGGAGAGACGCCUAUUAGCCGAGCUGGCGAGACAGCAACAUCAGAGUGAAGAGGACCGCCGAUGGCUGCAGAUGCAAGAGGACAAACUGAAUCGCCUGUCAACCGUACAAUCCACAGAGGAGCCUGCUGAAAAGUUGGCUGAGGGCGUGCAGAACAUAGCUGUGCAGGACAAGACACCCAGCCAGACAGCGCCUAACUCGUCGGAAACUAGUCCAGCGAACACUGUGAAGCCUAAUGACAAGCCGAGCGAGGACAGGUCCCGCUCGCACACGGACGACCCGGUGUACUGCCUGACCACGGGCGUGGUGCGCUGCGUGAUGCGGCUCGCCAGCCUCGCCACCGCCGGCGCGCCGCCCGCCCCCGCUGUACUACAAGCCGUGCGCGCCGUCGGCACCGAGCUGAGGGCGCUGUGUGCUACUGUAGACAAUGUUGUGGUGCCCUUCCCGAGCGCGGAGCAACGGGAGGUGGAGAUGGCCCAUCAGGUGCUGAGCAAAGACAUGGCGGCGCUGGUGGAGGCCAUGCGACUAGCGCUCCAAUACGCCGCGACCACGCUACACCACGAAUACACCAAAAAUAUGCUCGCGGCGGCUCAUGUACUGGCCAUGGACGCGAAAAACCUCCUUGACGUAGUCGACUGCAUCCGCGAGCGCCACCCCGCCGUCGACUGGCGCGCCACCCUCCCCGACCCACUCUCCCCCCAACCCCCCCACUCCCCCCAACCCCCCCACUCCCCCCAACCCCCCGUCCAAGAGGAACCUAAACCGGACUUCAAGAUCAACCAACCCGUUACUAGUCAAAUACCUACCGACCUACCUAAGGACCAUAGCAGCCUCCCCGUCACUUCUAACCGGGUCUCCGCUCUGAUACACAACUACAAUCUAUACGGCAAUAUUAGAGAGCAACAUAUCUAUGGGAAUUCCGAUGUUGGGGGGUCUUUUCAGCACUCUUCGAGUAUCGAUGAAAAAUCGCCCUUGGAAUCGGUCAAAAGCCGCGUACAAGCUAUGUCGGGUAAAAUCGACUCGCCGCCCAUAUACUCGGUCAGCAAGAAGGUGGUUGUAGAACAGAACGUGACCGAGCAAGGUUGA
Molecule: messenger RNA, 5525 nt
Organism: Cydia amplana
Lineage: Eukaryota; Metazoa; Arthropoda; Insecta; Lepidoptera; Tortricidae
Gene: Fak
Product: focal adhesion kinase 1
Exons: 27
Coding region: 546-5525 (1659 amino acids)
Biological process (GO): signal complex assembly; protein phosphorylation
Cellular component (GO): cytoskeleton; focal adhesion
Molecular function (GO): protein tyrosine kinase activity; ATP binding
Source: RefSeq, a predicted model, not a curated record